ACAAACUAAUCAAACAAAAAAUGGAAGGUGGUGUAGCCAUGCAAAAAACACUGCUCCUAACGGCCGUAGCUCUGAUCGGAAUCAUCGCCGGAGCUGCAGCACAGAACUGUGGAUGCGCGGCGGGGCUGUGCUGCAGUAGGUUCGGAUUCUGCGGCACCGGCGAGGAUUUCUGUGGGACCGGAUGCAGAGAAGGGCCUUGCAACACUCCCCCACUUACUCCAAGUGUGAACGACGUGAAUGUGGCGGAAUUUGUGACCGAGGAGUUCUUCAACGGCAUAAUUAACCAGGCGGACGCGAGUUGCGCCGGACGGGGAUUCUACAGCAGAGCUACUUUCUUAGAAGCUCUCCAGUCGUUUGAUAGAUUUGGAAGAAUUGGAACGGUUGACGAUUCUAAAAGAGAAAUCGCUGCUUUCUUUGCUCAUGUUACUCACGAGACCGGACAUUUCUGCUUCAUAGAAGAGAUAGACGGGGCAACAAGAGACUAUUGCGAUGAGGAAAACACACAAUAUCCAUGCAACCCAAGCAAAGGGUAUUUCGGUAGAGGACCAAUCCAACUAUCUUGGAACUUCAACUAUGGCCCCGCAGGGGAGAACAUCGGAUUCGAUGGCCUGAACAACCCGGAAAUCGUUGCCACCAACCCGGUGGUGUCGUUCAAGACGGCAUUGUGGUACUGGAUGAACUUUGUGCGGCCGGUCAUAAACCAGGGCUUCGGUGCCACCAUUCGUGCCAUCAAUGGUGCCCUCGAAUGCGACGGCGCUAACACUGCCACCGUUCAACGAAGAGUCCAGUUUUAUAAUCAGUAUUGCAAUCAACUCAACGUUGACCCUGGAAAUAAUUUGACUUGUUAGAUUUGAUUUUAGUUUACUUUCCUUUUCGUGUUCUGAUUUAAGCUUUCUACCAAUAAAAUUUUCUAUCAUCCAUUCGUAUAA
Molecule: messenger RNA, 929 nt
Organism: Cucumis melo (muskmelon)
Lineage: Eukaryota; Viridiplantae; Streptophyta; Magnoliopsida; Cucurbitales; Cucurbitaceae
Product: endochitinase EP3-like
Exons: 2
Coding region: 21-848 (275 amino acids)
Biological process (GO): carbohydrate metabolic process; cell wall macromolecule catabolic process; chitin catabolic process
Molecular function (GO): chitinase activity; chitin binding
Source: RefSeq, a predicted model, not a curated record